AUGAAACUGAACCGUGGCCGUGGGAGAAGCCUUUCUUCGGUCAUUUCCCGUUUUCGCCGCACCGUCGUUCGUGUGUCUACCGCUAUACAGCUGCGUCGACGAGACGAACAGAUCGCCCCCCAGCCUGUCCCCUGCCCCCCACAGACUAUGGAUGCGCGUCCCAACUUCGAAUCCGCGGCCAACGAGGAGCAUCCCGAGACGUGCAACGCCGGGUUGGACGGUAGCCUUGACGUUGAUAUCCUCGAAUGGUAUCCGCGCUACCAGAGCUGCCAGCGGUACUUUCUAGACCAUGCACAGCAUAGCGGGCCCGUCCAGGCCUUGUCUUCUUUCCUGAACAUCAAACUCCCUUUCCAGCAGCCCGAUCCGACCUUCACCUCGAGAUCUUCGGUACCCGCAGAAUCCGCACCCCCCUCUCUUCCAGGUACCGCCAACCCUUCAUCACCGACGGUUUCCUUGAUCCCUUACGUUCGCCGCCUGGUCGCUACCGGUAUGGACUUCCCCGGUGUCCUCCAUGGCUUCUUCGGAGACGACUGGGUGGCAGGAGUCGGGCCUCUUCAUGAACAAGAACGUCAGAACUACCUGUUUGCCGCCAAAAGUGGCGGCUGGGCCUCUGUGAAAAAGGACUACGACAUGCCUCCCCACGAGACUAUUCCUUUCUUACGGCCACUCCAGGGAUCAUCUGAUGCGGAGAUCGAGGCUGCAGAGCAUCGCUGGAGUGAGUGGCUCGCAAUGGAAGAUUGGAUGCUGGGGCCCCGAGCUCCCAGUGCUUAG
Monascus purpureus is the source of this 771-nucleotide messenger RNA. Lineage: Eukaryota; Fungi; Ascomycota; Eurotiomycetes; Eurotiales; Aspergillaceae. The record is from the annotation of a GenBank genome assembly.